AUGUCGCUCGCCAUCCUCCUGAGCUUGCUCUCGCUGCUCCAUGGAGCACGCGCCGCCUUCACGGAACAGCUACAACUACGCCCGCUUCCUGCCCUCAACCAGGUCCUGGGUCACUUUGAGUUCUCCGUUGACGAACCCUCCCGUACCGACGCCGAGUCGCUUUUUCCCAAUGCAUUGCGUCAGAUCCUCGACAAACAGGACGCCGAAUCGCUACAUUUGACUUUCUCUGUCGGGAGGUACGCGGACUGGCGCUACGGGUCAGCCCAGAGCUUGAACAGCUCCGGAUUUGCCCACGCACCUUUCGGUACUCGACUACAGGUGGCACUACGUGGCGACGCCAACAUCCAGCAACGCUGGCGAGGCAUCACAUCGGAGCUGGGUGGCAUCUUCUCAGCGUCGCUGAAUCAAAUGGACGAAGCUGUCGUCACGGGCUUGUUGCCAGGAUCCAUUCCUCUAGAGUUGGGUGCCUUCCCGAAGACCAACACCGAUCCUACCCUUGUUUUCCUCCACGGAUCGCUGGCGCGAGAGGAGCUGUGCACAGAGAACUUGACCCCUUGGCUCAAGAUGCUGCCGUGUCGAGCGAUUACUGGGCUGGGGAGUCUUAUUGACCCUAUCAAUGCAGUGUCAGGGGAGUAUCUCUCGCUCUCUCUUUAUGCUGAGAGAUCAAGUGCAGGUAACUGGAGACUCCGACAACAUUUGACUACCGUGCAAAGUCCUACCAAACGCAACAAAGCGCAGUGGAGUCUCGGUUCGCUCUUCUUUGCGAGCGACCAUCCCAAUACAGAUUUAACUGCGUGUCCGCUGGCUAACAAGAGCGUUAUUCGCACUGAAGGCAUGGAGUCGUCCGACGUGGUAACCACCGAUCUCCAUGGAAAGCCCAUAUCGCUCUCUGAUGCGUGGUUCGAAGACUGGAAACUGGCAGCACAAGAAGCUGCUUUGAAAGCCAACUACAGAACACAGCAGGAUGUGGUGUCUGCACAUCGGUUCGUCACUGGAUAUGGCCAGGUAGGCGGCGGCAUCGCAGUGCAGCUCAAGAAUAAUCACCCAUCGUGUGGUAUGCAUGUGACUUAUCACGACGUCAUUCCUUGGUAUCUACGUAUCUUCUUCCACACGUUCCGAGCAAGCACCGAUGGCAGCGAAGAGAAGGCUCAGAAGCUUAUUCAAACCUUUGAUUUUGUACCUGCUGAGCUACGUGGACGUCCCAACCAAUUACGCCUCGAGGCUUACCUUCCGGCUAACACAACAUUAGUAUUCUCACUUCAGAUGGAGAAAACGUUUCUACGCUUGUCAGAACACCCUCCUGAUGCCAAUCGUGGCUUUGAUAUCGCCUCAGGUGUGGCCACCUUUGACGUACCGGAUGAUAAUACCUCGUCUUGUGACAAGGAAGCCAAGUCUUCGUUUACCACUACGUUGUUCACUGAGCCUCUGCUCGUACCGCUACCAACACCUGACUUCAGUAUGCCGUACAACGUCAUUACCAUGACCUCGACAGUCGUCGCCUUCUUCGUGGGUACAAUGCUCAAUACUCUUCUACGCAAAGCUCCUCGCUUUAAGCAAAUGAUGGCAAGUAACCCGAACGCAGCCAAGUGA
Molecule: messenger RNA, 1590 nt
Organism: Phytophthora infestans T30-4
Lineage: Eukaryota; Oomycota; Peronosporomycetes; Peronosporales; Peronosporaceae
Product: GPI transamidase component, putative
Exons: 1
Coding region: 1-1590 (529 amino acids)
Biological process (GO): attachment of GPI anchor to protein
Cellular component (GO): GPI-anchor transamidase complex
Source: RefSeq, a predicted model, not a curated record